AUGUGUGUGUGUGUGUGAGACAGUUGCUCCGUAAAGUGGGCGGGGCGCUGUGUGCAGUGGCUCCCCCGUGCGUCAGAAGGCCGCAUCGCGCUGCAGCUGAAGGAUGGCAGGAGACAGAGAGACAAAGACGGCUGACCGAGCCGAACAGGAGCGACACCGGCAGCCUUUCCUCAUUGGCGUCGCUGGAGGAACUGCAAGCGGCAAGUCAUCUGUGUGCAGUAAGAUCUUGGAGCUGCUGGGGCAGAAUGAGAUCGACCACCACCAGCGGCAGGUGGCCAUCCUCAGCCAGGACAGCUUCUACAGGGUUCUCACACCGGAACAGAAGGACAAGGCCCUCAAGGGGCAGUUCAACUUUGACCACCCAGAUGCAUUUGACAAUGACCUCGUGUUUGCUACGCUGUGGGAGAUCAAGAAGGGCAAAACGGUGCAGAUCCCAGUUUAUGACUUUGUUACACAUUCCAGCAGGAAGGAAGAGACUGUGACGGUGUACCCUGCUGAUGUGGUGCUGUUCGAGGGAAUCCUGAUGUUCUACUCUCAGGAGAUUCGAGACUUCUUCCAAAUGAAACUGUUUGUGGACACCGAUGCAGACACUCGGCUGUCGCGUAGAAUGCUCCGUGACAUAAAUGAACGUGGACGGGAUUUGGAAAGUGUUCUGGUCCAGUACAUCAAUUUUGUCAAGCCUGCGUUUGAGGAGUUCUGCCUUCCAACAAAGAAAUAUGCUGAUGUGAUCAUUCCCAGGGGAGCUGAUAACCUUGUUGCCAUAAAUCUCAUCGUUCAACACAUCCAGGAUAUCCUCAGCGGCGGUUUAACCAAAUGGCCCAGCGGGUGUUUUAAUGGUUGUGGAACAACCAAGAAGCAAAGUGUGGAGUCCAGCAGUCAGCCUCACUGAGCGUAAUGCUUCCCCAAGGAGAGGAGGCAUCAUCGAUAAGACAUCAUCAACUCCAGAUGAGAUUCUGUUGAAGAAAAUAAUCUGUUUGUGGAGCUGGAUUAAAGCAUUUUUUUUUUUAAGAA
Molecule: messenger RNA, 1011 nt
Organism: Thalassophryne amazonica
Lineage: Eukaryota; Metazoa; Chordata; Actinopteri; Batrachoidiformes; Batrachoididae
Gene: uck2a
Product: uridine-cytidine kinase 2a
Exons: 7
Coding region: 104-889 (261 amino acids)
Cellular component (GO): cytosol; cytoplasm
Molecular function (GO): kinase activity; ATP binding
Source: RefSeq, a predicted model, not a curated record